AUGCCUCCAGCGACGCGUGGGUCCCAGUACGAACCCGAAUCUGAAUCGAUGUAUUUGCUUCAUCGCAGACCUUUCCCCCGCGGCCCUCUGAUACCGCAAAGCUUCACCUGGCGGGCGGUGAUAGUCGGACUGCUAGUCGGAAUCCUAAUUAACCUUUGCAAUACUUAUUAUGGCCUACAAACCGGGGCUGGUGCUCAACUACCCACGGUCUCAGCUCUUCUCGGGUACCUAGCGAUUGGAGCACUCGCCAAAUUCAACUUUGCGCCGCUAUCCAAAGCUGAAAAUGUCUUGAUCGUAAGCACUGCCACGGCGACGGGCUGCAUGCCCGCUACAGCUGGAUUCACCGAGGUCAUCCCAGCGCUCGAAUAUAUUCUUGGGCCAAAUGAGGGAGGCCCAUUCCGACUGGGAUAUCUGCAGAUGAUAACCUGGUCCCUAGGGAUGAGUUUCUUCGGUAUCCUAUUUGCGGCGCUCCUGAGAGAUCGCCUCAUUUUACCGACCCUUUGGCCUUGGCCAGGCGCAACGGCAUCUGCAAACGUGAUUAAUGCAAUGCAUAGCAAAGAAAAGAAUGGAUCACAAGAUGCAGCAGCAGAUCAUGCCGAACCGCGAACUGUGGCCAGCUUAUUAUCCGGCACGGCUAACGAUGAAGAGCAUGAACCUGUCGCAGAAUCAGACAAGCUGCCAAGGAAUUUGGGUCUCAUUUUGACAUCUGCGGCCUGGUCUGCGCUUUUUACGCUAUUCAUGUUCUUUGUACCAAUAACGAAGGAUUUACCUAUAUUUGGCCGUCAAGCAGCGAAGAAGUGGCUUUGGACAUUUAGCUUAUCCCCUGGCUUCUUUGGGUCUGGGAUGAUUAUGGGACCGGAGAUCGUUCUGCAUAUGCUAAUGGGAGCAAUCGUUGGCUGGGGUAUAUUGUCCCCCUAUGCCAAAGCUAAAGGCUGGGCUCCAGGAGAUGUCGGUGAAUGGGAGACUGGAAGUCGUGGCUGGUUAAUUUGGAUAAGUCUGGCUUGUCUGAUGGCAGACACGCUGGUAAAAAUGAUUUGGAUUUAUCUUAAGGUAAUAUGGGAAAAGUAUGGACAUCUCCUUCCGCGAGUCCGUGAUGGUAGUCUUAGUCUCUUAUGGCGACUAGGACUAGCUGGCCGACCACGUGGAUAUGUCCCGGUGGGUACUCUCAACGAUGACAAUGAUUCUUCGGACGACGAUGAAGACAUACCCGAGGAACGAGGAUACUCUACCACCGUGCUAGCACUCGGUAGGAGACACAUGAGCCCAUACGGUGGUUAUUUCCUGGUGGCGGGCUUCAUUGUGUCAAUACUAGCCUGUAUCCUCGCCACACAUUCAGUCUUUGGGAACAAAAUGCCUUGGUAUUACACACUUGUCUCGAUCCUGCUGGCCCUGCCGGUGGCGAUGACUGGCAUUCGUGGUCUGGCGGAAUCCGACUUCAAUGCGGGGAGCGGUCUAGCUGCCCAGCUGGUUUUGGCCGCCAUAACCCCCCGCUCAAACCCGAAUAGCGUGAUGAUCAAUAUUCUAUCUGCUGCAAUCGCAAAUGGGGGUGCCAACCAGUCCGGCGAUCUUGCCUUUGACUUGAAGAUAGGACAACUUGUCGGUGCGCCAUCAGAAGUCCAGACUUACGGCCAGAUAAUAGGAUCGAUUUUCGGCGCGCUUGUCUCUUGCUUCACGUAUAGACUGUUCACCAACCAAUUCCCGGUUCCAGGAGAUUUCAUUCAGGUACCCAACUCGUUUCUCCAAGUCAGUACCGCGAGAAUGGUCUUGAAUAAAGGCCUUCCUCCCGGCGUGGGUGGUUUUGCCCUGGGCUUUGGAAUUCUCUUCGCCAUUGCAACAGUAGCGAAGAUGAGCUUUCAGGACAAGUGGUGGCAUGUUUAUAUUCCCAGUGGAGUUUCCUUUGCCAUUGGUAAGCCGCUAUCUCUCUAUCACGAUGAAAUUUAUGCCAAUGAUCUUUAA
This is a messenger RNA of Penicillium psychrosexuale, 1956 nucleotides long. RefSeq lists its product as uncharacterized. Gene Ontology annotation, cellular component: fungal-type vacuole membrane. The coding region runs from base 1 to 1956 and encodes 651 amino acids. Lineage: Eukaryota; Fungi; Ascomycota; Eurotiomycetes; Eurotiales; Aspergillaceae. The record is from RefSeq and is a predicted model, not a curated record. Gene Ontology annotation, molecular function: oligopeptide transmembrane transporter activity. The transcript is spliced from 3 exons.